UCCCACAAUGCUCCUCUGCAUGAUGCAAUGUGAAUGGGACCAAUCAGAACGAAGCAAUCUGUAAAUGAAACACGCCAUGCUCUUUCAGUCCGCCAGACAGCGAAAAACCGCCUCCCCAUCUCACAUCAAUCACUCUUUGCUUCUCCACCUGUUGACUCCAGGCCUCAUCAUGUCUAAAGGUACAGUGGUUCUGGCUUACAGCGGGGGACUGGACACGUCCUGUAUUCUGGUCUGGCUGAAGGAACAGGGCUACGACGUCAUCGCCUUCUUGGCCAACAUCGGACAGGAGGAAGAUUUUGACGCUGCCCAUAAAAAGGCAGUAGAUCUCGGCGCAAAGAAGGUUUUCAUUGAAGACCUGCGUUCAGAGUUUGUGGAGGACUUCAUCUGGCCCGCAGUCCAGGCCAACGCCGUCUAUGAGGACCGGUACCUGCUGGGCACCGCUGUAGCGCGGCCCUGCAUCGGCCGGCGGCAAGUCGAGAUCGCUCGCAAGGAGGGCGCCCAGUUUGUCUCCCACGGUGCCACAGGGAAGGGCAACGACCAGAUACGCUUUGAGCUCACGUGCUACGCCCUUUACCCGGAAGUUAAAAUCAUUGCACCGUGGAGGAUCCCUGAAUUCUACAACCGCUUCCAGGGGAGAAAGGACCUGAUGGAAUAUGCACAGAAACGUGGCAUCCCAGUGCCGGUCACUCCGAAGGCCCCCUGGAGCAUGGACGCCAACCUCAUGCACAUAAGUUACGAGUCCGGCAUCUUGGAAAAUCCCAAGAGCCGCGGUCCGGCUGACCUGUACCUGAUGACCAAGAACCCGGAAGAUGCUCCCGACACCCCCGAUGUCCUGGAGAUAGAGUUCGGAAACGGAGUGCCUGUAAAAGUGACAAAUAUUAAGGAAAGCCAAUCCAAGGACUCACCCCUGGAAAUCUUCUUGUACCUCAACGAGAUUGGUGGAAAGCAUGGUGUGGGCCGGAUUGACAUUGUAGAGAACCGCUCCAUUGGCAUGAAAUCCAGAGGUAUAUAUGAAACCCCGGGAGGCACAAUUCUGUUGAAGGCCCAUUUGGACAUUGAGACCUUUACCAUGGACAAAGAAGUACGUCGGAUCAAACAGGGACUGAGUAUCAAGUUCUCCGAAUUCGUCUACAACGGUUUCUGGUACAGCCCGGAGUGCGAUUUUGUGCGUCACUGCAUAGCCAAGUCCCAGGAGAAUGUGCAGGGCAAAGUACAGCUGUCCGUCUUCAAGGGUCAGGUCUACAUCCUUGGACGAGAGUCACCCAAGUCCCUUUACAACGAGGAGCUGGUCAGCAUGGAUGUGCAGGGAGACUACGACCCAUGUGACGCCUCUGGAUUCAUCCGGAUUAAUGCUGUCAGGUUGAGGGAACACCAUCGCUUGCAGGGUCUCUCCGAUAACAAGUAGUAACUGUCGCAGUCCCGUGAAUCCAAUUUCUUUCUUCCCUCAACGCUCCAUUGUGUCUUAAGCAGUAGCAUCAGUAGUAGUAGCAAUAGCAGCAGCCUUAUUAAACUGUGUGCCUCCGUUGUCUGCUGUUAGUUAUAUUUAGUUCUCUUUUCUUAAGUGGAAGAGUGAGAAAGGUCUAUCUAAAAAAAAUGUGGGUUGGCAUUAUAAAAGUAUGUAUUUCAUAGUAUUUUAUCAGUCUUAGCCUCUGUAGCUCAGCACAAGUAUUCUAACUGGGAAUUCCUUGACAGAAAUAAAAAUGAAGUGAAUUGUG
This is a messenger RNA of Pungitius pungitius (ninespine stickleback), 1715 nucleotides long. It is a transcript of the gene ass1, whose product is annotated as argininosuccinate synthase 1. Gene Ontology annotation, biological process: urea cycle; L-arginine biosynthetic process. Gene Ontology annotation, molecular function: ATP binding; argininosuccinate synthase activity. Bases 65 to 1405 code for a protein of 446 amino acids. NCBI's taxonomy places the organism in Eukaryota, Metazoa, Chordata, Actinopteri, Perciformes, Gasterosteidae. The record is from RefSeq and is a predicted model, not a curated record. The transcript has 15 exons. Gene Ontology annotation, cellular component: cytoplasm.